This is a messenger RNA of Hylaeus volcanicus, 1078 nucleotides long. RefSeq names its product cyclin-Q (gene koko). The transcript is spliced from 6 exons. The record is from RefSeq and is a predicted model, not a curated record. Gene Ontology annotation, molecular function: cyclin-dependent protein serine/threonine kinase regulator activity. NCBI's taxonomy places the organism in Eukaryota, Metazoa, Arthropoda, Insecta, Hymenoptera, Colletidae. Gene Ontology annotation, biological process: regulation of transcription by RNA polymerase II. Gene Ontology annotation, cellular component: nucleus. Bases 124 to 939 code for a protein of 271 amino acids.
GAAAGUGUUCCUAGAACGUUGGUAAUAUCGGUUCUUGCGGUGUAUGGAAGAUAAAUGUUGUUGUGAUCUGUAACCAAGUAGAUUUAAUUGUUUAUAGACAAAUUUGUUUAUAUUAUUAUCAAAAUGAAUCCAACGGAGCCCACAAGUACGGAAACCUUAAGUUCCAAAAUGAAAGAUGUUAUCGACGUCUUAGCUAUGCAACGGGAAAAGCGAAAUACUUUACAAAAAAGUAUAACUAUCGAUUAUACCAAAAGUACCGAUAGUUUUACAGUUUCGCGAUUUAUAUUCGAGUGUGGUUUAAAAUUAGAAGCCCAUCCAUUAACUAUCGCCACAGCUGCAACUUUAUAUCAUAGGUUUUUAAAGGAUGCUGCUCCUGGAGGUUACGAUAAUUAUCUAAUUGCUGCCACCUGCCUUUAUUUAGCAGGAAAAGUAAAGGAUGAUAAUCUAAAAAUAAGAGAUGUAAUGAAUGUAUCUUACAGUACUCUGCACAGAGGAUCCCAACCAUUAGAAUUAGGAGAUCAGUAUUGGAGUAUGAGGGACGCGAUUGUUCAAGCAGAACUUUUAAUUAUGCGUAUGCUAAAGUUUCAAGUAACUCCUGUACAUCCACAUAAAUAUAUGUUGCAUUAUUUACGAUCUUUACAAGCAUGGUUUGGAGAAGAGGAAUGGUCUAAGUAUCCUGUUGCCAAGACUAGUAUGGCACUCCUGCAAGAUUUUCAUCAUUCCCCUGCUAUACUUGAUUAUCCACCGAAUUUAAUAGCAAUUGCUUGUAUUAAUCUAUCAUUACAAAUUUACGGCGUAGUAGUACCGUUAAUGGAUGAAUGCGAUCAACAGCCUUGGUUUAAUGUUUUUUGUAAGGAAUUGACAAGAGACAAGCUUUGGGAAAUAAUGGAAAAAGUUAUGGCGGCGUACGACGAAGAACCAGAAACUAGAGAUAACUGAUGCACUGUAAUCUAUCCUUAAUGUAUAAAACAUUCAGAUUCAUUGUAUAUUACACAGUUCUGGCAUUCCUCUCAUGAAAAACUGAUAAUGACAGAGUACAAAAAUAAAUCAAGAUCCUGUAUUUUGUAUUUUUUCCAGA